AUGGCGCCUCGACCAAAAAUCCUGGCUACGCCCCAUCCCAUCAUCGAAGAGUUCAGACGCAUCACCACAGUUUCCUUGGUGGAGACAUUCAUCCUGAAACUUGAUGAGUACACACCAGGUCUUUUGCAGCUUAUGCGUGCCAAAAGAGGAGCUGCUGGUUCCAAGAUGAGACCUUUGCUGGACACUUUGAAUGACACACAGAGCAUUGAGAAGAAAAGGGAUGUUGUUAUCUGCUGCCUCAUUAGCUACCUCGGGGAAAGACAAGAAGAUCUUUUUCAUGACUGCCAGGAAUGUGAGGAUUACACAGACAAUAUGAUGAAGGUGAUCGUGAUCCACAACAUCAUGGCUGAGGAGGAUCCAUCAGAUGUGUUCAUUGUGAUUGAGGGAAACCAAGUGAUGUCGGGAUGUGGAAGCCGAACAAAGGCAUGUGUACAACUGAUGGGACUGAUAUAUGCCCUCAACCUCGAAUAUCCGAAGGAGCUGAAGAACACAUUUGACACUUUUCAAAAACUAUUUUUGGAACCUGACGGGGCGAAACUACUGAACAAGGUCCAUGGCCUCAAAAAUAAGCUUAUGCAAUGCACAGACAUUUCCCCUCUUGUUCCCAGAGGAUAUUUUGUCCAGACAUAGCUUGAUGGAGCUGUAAUUUUUCUUCUGACAGCAAGCACAGAAACUAUUGAAUGUUGGUGUUAGUGUUCUGUUCUAUCUAUACAUAUGUUUGAUAAUGUACAUGCACAGAAACAACCUUGUAGAGUUUCUGUGCUUUUGGCUUUUAAAAUGGACUAAGUGGCCUUUGAAAGUGUUGUCUGCAUUAGCUGUUGUGUUGCACUUUAUUCUGUGUUUUUAUGGAAUAAAAACAUUGAGAUGAUGAACCAUUU
Messenger RNA from Oreochromis niloticus (Nile tilapia), 878 nucleotides. RefSeq lists its product as uncharacterized. Lineage: Eukaryota; Metazoa; Chordata; Actinopteri; Cichliformes; Cichlidae. The record is from RefSeq and is a predicted model, not a curated record. The coding region runs from base 1 to 630 and encodes 209 amino acids. The transcript is spliced from 4 exons.